Messenger RNA from Laetiporus sulphureus 93-53, 327 nucleotides. RefSeq lists its product as uncharacterized. The transcript has 3 exons. The record is from RefSeq and is a predicted model, not a curated record. The annotation marks the transcript as partial. Lineage: Eukaryota; Fungi; Basidiomycota; Agaricomycetes; Polyporales; Laetiporaceae.
AUAGUUAUCCUACUAUACGACUACAUGCUUACUAUCGAUCAAGAGAUACGAUACGUCUGGAACAGCCGACUGUCCGUUGCGAAAGUCUUCUUCUACCUGAAUCGGUUCACCAUGCUGGGUUUCGCUCUCAUGUCCAUCAAUGAACUCGAAGAUGACAUAUUUUCAGCUGCAAGUUUGUGCCAAUUCUAUGGGAAUGCUUCGCGAUGUUAUCAAUGUUCAUCAUUCUCAGCACUCCGUGUUUAUGCCACCAGCGAUCGUUCGUGGACGUUAGCUGCUCUGACUCUGACGAUCGGUCUAGUACCCUUUUUCACGAACGUGGUACGAUGA